Molecule: messenger RNA, 1005 nt
Organism: Rotaria sp. Silwood1
Lineage: Eukaryota; Metazoa; Rotifera; Eurotatoria; Philodinida; Philodinidae
Source: the annotation of a GenBank genome assembly
AUGGAUGAACGUCUUUUGUCGGAGAUGCAUGCAAUGCAACCUGAAUUAGUUGCAAUACGUCAUGAUAUUCAUGCACAUCCAGAAUUAGCUAUGCAAGAAGUACGUACAUCAGCACUUGUCGCUGCAAAACUCAAAGAAUAUGGACUUACUGUUACUGAACAAGUUGGUCGUUAUGGUGUCAUUGCUCAACAUCGUAAUUCAUUUUUUGGUACAAUUUAUUUUAUUUUUCAACCUGCUGAAGAAAAUCUUCAAGGUGCUCUAGCUAUGAUGAAUGAUAGAUUAUUUGAACGAUUUCCAUGUGAUGCUAUUUAUGGACUGCAUACUUUAGCACAUUUACCCGUUGGAAAAUUUUUUAUACGACCUGGUCCUAUGAUGGCUGCAUCCGAUCGUUGGCUAGUAACAUUUCAAGGCACAGGAGGCCAUGGUGGAGCGACUCCACAUCUAGCGACAGAUGUUACUGUUUUACAAGCUCAAUUUAUUUUAGCAUUACAAACUAUCAUUAGUCGUAAUAUAGCAUCAACUGAUUCAGCUGUCAUUAGUAUUGGUGCUGUUCAAGGUGGUUCAUUUAGUUCACUUAAUGUUAUGCCAUCGGAAAUUCGUAUCGGUGGUACUUCUAGAACUUUUACAAAAGAAGUUCGUGAUAUAAUUGAACGACGAAUGAAAGAACUAGCUAAUGGUUUAGCUCAAAGUUUCGACUGUACAGCUCAAGUAGAAUAUAAUCGAUUUGGUACUCCACUUGUUAAUCAUGAUGAACAAACUGCACGAGCAAUUAAAGCAGCUGAAUCAUUAGUAGGUAAAGAAAAUGUUGAUGGAUAUAUAAAGCCGCUUACAGCUGGAGAAGAUUUUGCUUAUUUUCUCGAAGAAAAACCUGGUGCUUACAUGGGUAUAGGUAAUGGAAUAGGUGGUGGUUCAACACAUGCUCCCACAUUUAUUUUUAAUGAUGAAUGUAUUCCUUCUGGUGUUGGCUAUUGGAUUAGUCUAGUUCAACAAGAGCUUAAACCUUGA